Molecule: messenger RNA, 1728 nt
Organism: Osmia lignaria (orchard mason bee)
Lineage: Eukaryota; Metazoa; Arthropoda; Insecta; Hymenoptera; Megachilidae
Source: RefSeq, a predicted model, not a curated record
ACUGAAAUGAGUUGACAUUCUCCUUAUUUCCAUAGCUUUGUUAAGCUACGGUGAGAGCCUUGACUGUUAAACUGACUUUCUAAAUCGCGUCGUGGAAUCUCCAGCGCAACUAAGGUAUCAUUAGAUUAAAGUUUCAGAUACACCAGGCAGUAUUUUUCACCCGAGUGUUCCCGCAGUCUUCCUUUCCUUCGCAUCCAAAUGGCAAAUGCAGUAUCUUAGAAUAUACAAAGAAUCAACGUAGACAGCUUCAACGUGAAAAGAAACAAGGAGACUCGAAGUAUCAGGUUUCGUAACAGCCAGUUGGCAAGCGAUAGCUAGUCAAUGGCGAACGAACGAGCCUCAUAGGUGUCGAGGGUGUAUCGGAUGAAGCGGAUGGAGCGGACGAACCGGAUGAAACGGAUGGACCGAGUGCGAGAGGGUUUAUCGUGUACGAAGGACAAGUCGUGGAGAGGAACGAAAAAGAAGGCUGUGGAACGAACUAGAGGAAACUUCCACCGACUGUGUCAAAGGAAUUUAUUAUUCAAGAGAUGAAAUUAUUGAACGAGUUAUUGCAUCCUGGUGAACACGAAUUGAACAUCCGUAGUAAUCUUACACGAUUACAGGUCAUCUUCGACAUGAACGGUCUCUCAAUUCCCACGGUCAUUAAUUUAGUGACGAGAAGUUGCAACAAUUUACUUGAAGCGUGUAAAUGGAAAGCCGAAGAGAAAGAUUGUAAAACGAUAUUUCAACCGAGCUUCACCCGCUACGGAAUGUGUUGUAGUUUCAAUUACAUCACUCGUGAAAAGAUUCUUGAAGAACCAAAUCUGACACCCCAUAGAAUGACCUCCUGUGGUUACCAAAGCGGCCUUAAUAUUUUGCUGAAUUUGGAUCCUGAUGAUUAUCAUGCCAGUCUCGUUGAAUCUAUAGGAACAAAGAUCAUGUUACACAGUCCCUUUGACUAUCCAGACGACAAUGCAGCGAGCAAAUUAAUACCUGUUAAUAAAUAUUCAUUUCUUAUUGUCCAACCGGAUGAAAUGUAUUCAACGGAUAACGUUAGACAGGAAUCUACAAGAUACUGCAUAUUUCACGACGAAAUAGAUGCGAUGAAUAGUGAAAAUAAAAAAAAAAGAUAUUUCAUUCCAGCAAGAUAUUCACUUAUAAACUGCUUGGUAGAAUGUCGAGCUAGUGUUAUUCAAGCGAAAUGUGGAUGUGUUCCAUAUUAUUAUCCGCAAAAUAAUGCCAGAGUAUGCAAUCUGAGAGAUCUUGAAUGUAUAGAAACUUAUAAAUACUGGUAUGAUACUGCUUGGCCAGGAACAGAUAUGUCGCCUAAUGUUGUAUCGCUUACAGAAUUGAAUACCCAUGAAAGACCUUGCGAUUGCCAUCCAGAUUGCAAUUUUUAUACUUAUUACGUACAGAAUUCGAUAGGAAAUCUUGACAAACGUAUUUAUUACACUGGCCUCUCAUAUACAAAUUAUCCCAGCAAAGGUAAAACCUGGAAAAAUCAGAGUGUAAUUCAUAUAUUUUUCGGUGAUCUAGUGUCCGUUCAAUAUCGACGAGAUAUACGUUAUAGUUGGCGCCAUGUGUUUGCAACAUUCGGUGGUCUCCUAGGAUUAUUUGCUGGUUUUAGCCUCAUGUCUGUGGCCGAACUUGUUUAUUUUUUUAUUAUUCGAGUUAUAACAGAAGCAUUUUCAAAUAAAGGAAACGCGGAAAAUAUAUAAAUAAAAUUUCUUUUAUUUUUCUCUAUAUAUA